Drosophila guanche is the source of this 1803-nucleotide messenger RNA. RefSeq names its product transcription termination factor 5, mitochondrial (gene mTerf5). NCBI's taxonomy places the organism in Eukaryota, Metazoa, Arthropoda, Insecta, Diptera, Drosophilidae. Bases 36 to 1715 code for a protein of 559 amino acids. Gene Ontology annotation, biological process: termination of mitochondrial transcription; regulation of DNA-templated transcription. The transcript is spliced from 4 exons. Gene Ontology annotation, cellular component: mitochondrial matrix. The record is from RefSeq and is a predicted model, not a curated record. Gene Ontology annotation, molecular function: double-stranded DNA binding.
AUUAGAAAAGUUUAGUUUAUGGAAAUGCAUAAAUAAUGUUUAGAAACGGUCAGCGUCAAGCGCAGCUGCUGGUGCGAAGCAGCCUGUGCCAGCUUUUGCGUGGAGCGGCUACGGCUAAAAAGGCGACCAGUCGAGAGGUGAAGCCAAAGCUGAAGUCUGGGUCGCACAUAGAGAUACCAAUGGAAGAGGCGCUAAAUGCCAACUAUUUGUCCAAAGCUCUGGGUAGCAACUAUAAAGCCUGGUCCGCUGCACUGGAAAAGCAUCCCGAGCUGAAGACGGUGAAGCGCAAGGAUUUGCUCAACUCCUACGAUAUUCUAAAAGCGCUACAGUACAGCGUGGACGAUAUUAUUGCCAAGCCCAUGAUCAUCUAUUAUGGGGCGACGACACUCUCGAAUCGCCACAGCGUGCUGCUGGAGUGCGGCUUCCAUGAUAUAACCAUCCAAACGCUGGCCAAGUAUGUGACGGUGGUCAAUAGGCCUAUCGACUUUCUGAAGGCUCAUGGCUUCAUACCCUUCGACAUGAAGGUGCACGAGCGUCUGGUCAGUCUCUUCACGGACAUCUCCCUACCGCUGGCGACGCAGGAGCUGGAUAGCGAGAGCAUCAGCGUGAAGACCCUCCGCCAAUCGUUGAUGAACGCCUACCUUCGAGAGCGCCUGCAAAUGGACGAUGGCGAUCUGCAAAAGCUGUGGCGGGUCUACUCCCGUGUGCGGCACAAAAGUUUCCGCUCUGUGCAGGACACAGUUGAGCUGCUGACCAAAGAGCUAAAGUUUUCCGCAGAGCGCCUGCGGAAGAACAGUUUCCUGCUGCAUGCGGACGCGGAUAAUGUGCGGCGCAUCAUACAGGAGAUUCCCACCAUCGAUUCGCAGGACAUACGCGACAUUGGCUACCGCCGGCCCAAGAUUCUAAUGUCCACGUGCGACAGCCUGAAGCAGACCCUACAGAAUGUCCGCUCCUUUGGCAUCAGCGAGGGCGCGGUGUUGCGUUGUUUGGAGGUGCUCACCCUGGGGCCGGACACAGUGCUGGAGCGCUUACGGGAUCUACAGGAGAUCGAGGAGUUCCAGGUGCUGGGCACCAAUCCGCGCGUGCUACGUCUGGUCCAUUAUCAGAACAAGGCUCGCCUUCGCUUGGAUUACUUGACGCAGCUGAAGGUGCGAUGCGCCUCCCUGCACAUCCUCUCCUGCGGUUCCGAAGCGUUUGCCAAAUUCGCUAGAGAUGGCUCGGAUCGCACCAAGGGUCGUGAUAUUGUCGUCUACCUGGGCAACGUGCUGUCCAAGGAUGAGCAUGCGCUGCGAAAUCUGCUUUCCCGCCAUCCCAACUGGUGCCACAUACCCCUGCUGCAUGUGAAGCAGUGUCUGGAGUACUUGAAAAGCAAGAAGUUCAAUCUGUCGGAGAUCUUUGACAACAUCCACUUGCUCUUGUAUCCCAUUAAACGCAUUGAGGAGAAGCUCUUGCUGCUGCAGUCAAGCGAAAUUCAGGAGGAACUGCAGUUGCCCGUGUCCGAUGUCAAUAAUCUGAGCAACAGCGAGAUUCUCACGCUCAUUCUCUAUCUAAUCGAAUCGGAGUUCCACUUCACCGGCGAUGGCAUCUGGACGGAGCAGCACACCCAUCAUGUGGAGAACUUUAACAAUCUGCUGCCUGAUUUCCCGGAGAGCCUCAACAAGGUUUAUAAAUACGGCGUAAAGCCAGCCGAGAAGCAAAUCACUCAGCAUUUAUAGAUCCAGGGCCAACAGCCGCCUGCCAGUCUGCCAAUGGAAUUGUAAAUAGUUAAUUAGUUUCCUGGAAGAAUCGAAAUAUGAAUUGGAA